UACGCUUUAUUAUUUAUUGUCUGCGUUAAAUAAUAGUAAUUUAGAUAGCAAAAUAAUUCAACAAACACACACAGUGUGAUUAAAAUGGAUAUUCAAAAGUAUACACUGCAGUCAAUACGGCAAGAUUUGAUUGAUAAUAAUCUGCAGGUCAAAGCAAUAAUACAGGAUAUAUUAACAUAUCGUGGCAGCAUUCACGAAUUGGAGGCGUUAAAUGAAGCUGGCCGUGCUAAAUUGGCGGCCUUACGUAAAAGUAUACAACACCUCGAUGACUGGGCGCGAGAUACUGGCGAUGCCGAAUUGUGCAAGGAGGUGGACUCGCACAGAGAUCAAUUUUCGAAGACAUUACAAGCAUUUCGUAAAGCCAAUAUUUCGACACGCAUAGAAAUUGAAAAGGCUAAUCGAGAGGAGUUAAUGGCUAUAACGGGUGAAACAGAUUUGCGUCAAAGAACAACUGGUGCGGGUUCACGACACAAUCGCGGUAGCUUAGUAUCACAGGAAAACAAUGUAACAGAGAAAAUGCUUGCCAUAUCACGACACCUGUCUGAAACAACACAAAAGAGUGCUAUUACAUUGGAAAACUUGGUGGCGUCAUCGCAAAAUGUAGAAGCGACACGUGAUGAACUACAAAACACAGCCGGUUCGAUUUCGCAGUCUGGCAAGCUAUUAAAGAAAUAUGGACGUCGUGAGUGUACAGACAAGAUGUUGCUAUUCUUUGCAUUUGCAUUUUUUCUAGCUUGUGUUCUUUAUAUUGUGCAAAAACGUUUGUUUUAGACAUAUGAAAAGUGAUUAGUGGCACCGAUAAUGGCAAAUGACAAAAUGCAUGCGAACUAUUUGUUUAGGGAAAUUACAUUUAAGGCAAUGUAUAGUAAAGGUUAUACUCGUAAUUUAUGCAGUGUGAAGAUAUUCUAAAGGGAUGAGAAUAUUACCUAGUAAUUUAAUAUAAUUUAUAUACUAUAUUUCUUUAUACAUAUAUCUGUAACUAUAUUAAAAAAAAAUGCAGAUUAUUACUUAUGCAACAGUUGUACACAUUUACGCUUAAUAUAGCUAAUUUUAAAUAGUUCUUACUGUAGCCAUAUUUAAA
Molecule: messenger RNA, 1081 nt
Organism: Bactrocera latifrons
Lineage: Eukaryota; Metazoa; Arthropoda; Insecta; Diptera; Tephritidae
Gene: Sec20
Product: vesicle transport protein SEC20
Exons: 2
Coding region: 85-771 (228 amino acids)
Biological process (GO): retrograde vesicle-mediated transport, Golgi to endoplasmic reticulum
Cellular component (GO): endoplasmic reticulum; SNARE complex
Molecular function (GO): SNAP receptor activity
Source: RefSeq, a predicted model, not a curated record